Molecule: messenger RNA, 5995 nt
Organism: Galleria mellonella (greater wax moth)
Lineage: Eukaryota; Metazoa; Arthropoda; Insecta; Lepidoptera; Pyralidae
Gene: whd
Product: carnitine O-palmitoyltransferase 1, liver isoform
Exons: 17
Coding region: 331-2658 (775 amino acids)
Biological process (GO): fatty acid metabolic process; carnitine metabolic process
Cellular component (GO): mitochondrion
Molecular function (GO): carnitine O-palmitoyltransferase activity
Source: RefSeq, a predicted model, not a curated record
AGCACUCGCUGUUUAUCGUUCUCUUGCUUCUAUCUUAUUAAUUCAUUAAUCUGCUAUUGCAGCAUUGUAAACGCUCGUGCUUUCAAGUUAUUUAUGUCUAUAAAUUUAUUUUAACAAUUAAUUUAAUCAAUUUUAUUUUUAAUAAAUUGUUUAUAUUUGUAUAAACUCUAUAUUUUUUUAUUUGUAACAUAAUGUUGAAAGGUGGCGUAUAAUUGUUAAAAUAACGGGUACUUGUUACAAUACCUGUCUGCGCAUUUAUUUGUGCAGCUCACGAGUACCUAUUGCCGCUUCUCAUCUAUUUUAGUGACUUAUAAGGUGCGAUAAUUCAUAAUGGCGGAAGCGCAUUCAGCAGUGGCGUUUUCAUUUGCAAUUACGCACGAUGGUUGGGAUGUAAACUUUGACCGUGAGGUCCUUUACUUAGUAUGGGAAUCUGGCGUCAGGUCCUGGAAGAAACGUCUCGUAAGAUUUAGGAACAGUGUACACAAUGGAGUAUAUCCUGGACAUUUGCAAUCCCUUUAUGUGUUAUGGACAUUAUUGGUUGCUGCUCAUUUCGGUGGCAUCAAUAUACCAUUCAACUUAGUAAAUAAAGCUUCAAUAAUCCUACCCGGCGACUCAACUAUGUGGCAAAUCAUUGCUUGCUUAUUAGCAGCUCUCACAAUGUGGCUUUCUGUUAUAUUCUUUAUGCGGUAUCUUCUCAAACUGCUGCUGAUAUACAAGGGUUGGAUGUAUGAAUCCAGAUCACCUGGUGCUAAAAUAUCUAGAAAAACACUGCUGUGGAUAGCUGUUGUAAAGGUGCUCUCAGGGUGGAAUAAACCAAAACUGUACAGUUUUCAAGGAUCACUGCCAAGGCUUCCCUUACCUUCCGUUCGAGAUACCAUGAAACGGUAUCUUAUUAGCGUUCGCCCAUUAUUAGAUGACGAAAACUUUCAGAGAGUUGAAAAACUAGCAAAAGAAUUUCAAGAAACAAUAGCUGUUAAGCUCCAGCGAUACCUUAUUUUGAAGUCAUGGUGGUCCAGCAACUACGUGUCUGAUUGGUGGGAGGAAUAUGUGUACCUACGUGGUCGAUCACCUCUAAUGGUAAAUUCAAACUUCUAUGGGAUUGAUGCUAUCCUAUUAAGACCAACUAAGAUACAGGCAGCGCGCGCAGGCGUCGUCAUUCAUCUUUGUCUUAAGUUUAGAAGGCUUAUUGAUAGACAAGAAUUGGAACCGAUAAUGCUACAAGGUAUGGUGCCACUAUGUUCGUGGCAAUAUGAGAGAUUGUUCAACACGGUCCGUGUGCCUGGAAUUGAAACAGAUAAAAUAGUGCAUUAUGAGGACUCAUCACACAUUACUGUAUACCACAAGGGGAGAUAUUUCAAGGUCAUUGUGUACUCCAGAGGACGUUUGCUGCAACCCGCAGAAAUACAAGUACAAAUUCAACAAAUCCUAGAUGACGACUCACCACCCGCGGUGGGUGAAGAGAGACUAGCUGCGUUGACCGCGGGAGAGCGUACCCACUGGGCUCAUAUCAGGCAGACGAUGUUCAAUAGAGGACACAAUAGAACUUCCCUGCAUUGUAUAGAACGUGCUGCAUUUAACGUAUGCCUGGAUGACCAAGAGUAUGGUUAUGAUGAGAAUGAUCCACCCUCAUUGGACAGGUAUGGGCGUAUAUUGCUACACGGAAAAGGCCACGAUCGUUGGUUUGACAAAUCUUUCAACUUAUGCUUCAGUAAAACUGGCUUUGUCGGCUUCAAUUCAGAACAUACAUGGGCAGAUGCACCAGUCAUGGGUCAUUUAUGGGAAUAUGUUAUUUGGUCAGAGCUAGAAAUUGGGUACAAACCGGAUGGCAACACUUUCGGUGUAGUAGAAACUCCUCCGCCUACACCGAUUCGUCUACAAUGGGAUCUUUCAAACGAAGAUUUGCUGAAGGGUAUCGAUGUUUCUUACAACGUCGCACAAAAAUUGCUCAACGACGUCGACCUUAGAAUACUUAUGUACACCAAAUAUGGCAAAGGUUUCAUGAAGAGUUGCAGAGUGUCACCGGACGCCUUUAUACAGUUGAUCUUGCAACUGUCGUACUACCGAGACGCUGGCCGCUUCUGCCUCACAUACGAAGCUUCUAUGACGAGGAUGUUCCGCGAAGGCCGUACCGAGACAGUCAGACCCUGCACCAUUGAGAGCUCUGCCUGGGUGAAAGCCAUGUGCGACCCUAACGCAUCGAUCGAGACGAAGGUGAAUCUCUUCAGAAAAGCGUGCCAACGACACCAGUUGGGGUACCAAGACGCGAUGGCUGGACGCGGUAUCGACCGUCACCUGUUCUGUCUCUACGUCGUCUCCAAAUAUCUGGAACUUGAGUCCCCGUUCCUGCAAGAGGUGUUUAACGAACCAUGGCGGCUGUCCACCAGUCAAACACCACACGGUCAAACAAGCAUGUUGGAUCUGAAGAAAAACCCGAACUGCGUAAGCGCAGGUGGUGGCUUUGGCCCAGUCGCUGACGACGGCUAUGGAGUAUCAUAUAUCAUCGCGCGGGAAGACACGAUAUUCUUCCACGUUUCAAGCAAGAGAAGUUGCCCUAUAACGAGCUCAUCAAACUUCGUGCAACAAAUCGAGAACUCAAUGAAAGACGUUCAAGAACUAUUUAUUGAAUACAACAAACUUCAGAAUGGUGCUAAAUCUUAACGCGCUUUCUAGUUUCUUUUAGAUUAAUAUUAUUUUAAUUUUGUUGUUGUUGUAAUAUCUAGUUAAUGAAAUAUUUUUAGUGUAGUAUUUGUAGGCAUGAAUUAACAUUUUAAGCGAAAACUCAGUGCGUUCACUCUUACAUUUUGUUGCUACAAUUAUGUUUUAUAAAUACUAUGUAUAUAUAGCUGUUGCAAUAUUAUAUAUAUUAUUGCACGGUCAAGCAAUACAAAUCAAUGUCUUUAUAAACUCAGAAAAACAGGGUUUCAGUGACUGACGAUAUCUUUGAUUAAUGUAUUAUAGUUAUGAAUAAGUAUAUUUUGGUGAGUUUAUAAUAAUCUAUACAUAUGAAGUUUACAUUAAAGUAAGCACACGGCAAACUUACUGACGUGCGUGUCGAUGCUGUGAUAGCAGAGCGUUUUUAUACUCAUUAUAUUUAAUAUGAAAUGACAGAAAUUCUAUACAGAAUAAAACAAAUGACAUAACAUUAUAUACAAAUAUAACAAAUGACAACAUUAUAUACAAAUAUAUCAAAUGACGUUAACAUUCUAUACAAAUAUAUCAAAUGACGUUAACAUUCUAUACAAAUAUAUCAAAUGACAUAACAUUGUAUACAAAUAUAUCAAAUGACAUAACAUUCUAUACAGAAUAUAUUAAAUGUUUUUUCACAGUUCGUAGUCUAUUUAACGAUUACGUUUGCUUUCCAAUUCCUCUAUGCUAACCAUAGAAUAUCGAUUCUACUCCUCUCACUAUCAUUAUCACUAAUCCAUGAAUAUUGCAACUAAUUCUAUCAUAUACAGGUAUCAAUCAAACGUAAUCUAUAAAAUCUCUGUGUAAUAAAUAUCAGAUAUAAUUGAAUACGCUUGCCACCGCUUAAAUUGAGGAGACUUUAACGUUAUCAAUAUUUUGAUAAGUCGAUAAAGUAAGUAGGUAAUCAAUUAUUAAUUAUAUACAAUUGUAAAAUUUCUAGGAGUUCAUGACACUAUUAAAUCUGAUGUUAGUAAAAUAUAUUGUGUCGAUAGCCAAAUAUACUCAGUAACUAAUGGGCGCCAUUUAGUGGAGUGAUAAAGUGUAACAAUGCUGGCUCUAUGCGAUUUAUCAGUAGCGUAAUUGGUUCUCUUGCGAUUUUAACCCUGAUAUUUUUUACAACUGCUGUAGUCUUUACGUUGAUAAAAUUAUCAUCUUCAUUUCAGCCGUUGAUUGUCCACUGCUGAACAUAGGCCUUCCCAAUGAGGGCGGUUUUGCCGGUAGUUGCCAUGGCUGGCAGGCGGGUUGGCAGCUAUAGCUAGGUUUUAGUGAUGUUUUAAGAGAGACACCGCUGUCCAUCCUUCAACUAUUAAAGUCCGUUAAUCUUCUCUUAGAACACUCACCGGAAACGCCUAUUCUAUACUGGGACCACAUGGUUGAUAAAAUAGUUUAUAUUAAAAAAAUUACUGUGCCUCUGUGAUAGGAGGAGUUUAAAACUCAUAUUUAUACAAACUUAUGGACGUAAAAGUGAACGCAAACGUAGAACUGCAUUUACUUUGUGGGACAAUUUUUGGCUCUAAAAGAGCUUCAGAGAAGCCUACUAGACCUGUUUCAAUAUCGAUUCGGAGUUACUAAAUUUGACAAAAAAAAAAACGCGUAGAAUAGGGCGCCUGUAAUGUGGAUCCUUAGUUUUCAUGUAGAUUCAGAAUCCAACGGCACCUUUUUUAUUUUAUUAGUUUACUUGACAAUCAGUUCGUAGAUCAUUCGAGUUGGCUUGAUAUUACUCUUGGAAUGGUAAAAUGGCCCCAAAUGGAGUUUGGAUUGGUACUCAACGAAUUGGUGGCACUGAUUUGUAAACUGACAAUCAUUAUACAAUACAAAACUGCAUGAAACGUAUAAUUCAUAAAAGUACUCAGACGACAAAAAAAAAUCUGAUUCUUUGCAAGUACAAUUUCUCACCUGUACAGACCUACAAAAAGAGAGUCCUAGUUCAAAGAUCAGAAUUAGAUGAUCGUCUAAAGCCAGCAUACUAUUAGUAUAAUUAUUGUACCAAUAUUAUAUAUAUAUAUAUUUCCUACGUGAGAAUGAAAUAAUGUGUCAUGUUUUGGGGCCUCUUAGGUUUUAAUAUAACUAAUAGAUAUGGAAUGAGACAUCUAGGUGGAUCUGUGUUUAGUAAUCUGAAAACAUUGGACUAUAUCCCAACGAAUUAUUUUCGAUUUGGGAUUUUUCAGCUAAUAGAAACUACUAUUUUAUUUUAAUAUGUCUUGCAUAUAAGCUAUAUAAGAUAUAUUUUACAAUCUUGAUGUUUUGUAAAUAAAGAGAAUACUAACAAUACUUUUUGCUUUUAAGUGCAUUUUAAUUAUAAUAAUUACUUAGACUAAUAGUUCCAUGAGACCAUAGAUAUAACUAGAGCUUUUGGUUGAGGCAGGUCACCAAACAUGUUUUGUUAUGGACUCAGAUAUAAACAUUUUGUCGUGUCGUAACAUCUUAACGUUUCUAUGUGUUUGAAUUUAAACAGUAGUUAUAUGUAUAUACCAAUAUAUGUAUAUAGAGCCAAAUAAUGGAUCAAUAUGUACAUAUUUUUGAACUGUGACUUCGUGUCGUGUGUUUAUAUCUGCAGUCACCAUAUGAAAUAGAUCAUCUCGUGAUUUGUACCUAUGUACAUAAAAAAGUAUAUAUAAAAAAUAUAUUUAUAAAAAAGUUUACAAAUUUUUAGAUACUCUUUAAAGUUUUUAGAUUUAUAAUUUUAAGGAACAAUUAAUAAAAUCAAACGUGAUAUUCAAGAUCAACAAAUAGCCUCUCAUGUUAUGAAGAGCCUUUUUGCCGUGCCAACUAUUAUUUAUUUAGUGGCCGUGCCCACCCCGUUGCUAUCUUGUUAUGCCUAUGCUUGGAACUGGUGUUUUUUCUGGAAUUUGUAUUAAGUACAGCAACAAAAUACAGAUUAAAUAUGCAGUUAUAUUUAUUUUAAAUCAAUACUCUAUAACAAUUACAAUAUAAAAUUCUGUCCAUUAUCUUUAGGUAUACAUAUUUUAUAUAGGGGGUUGAUAUUGGGUAACUUUAUAACUUUGUUUUUAAAAUAAAUCUGUUGUAUUUUUUAUUUUAAUCUUUUAUUCUUUUUAUUCAUACAAUUGUUUUUGUUCAAUACAAUACAAUACAAUUCUUUUUAUUCAUACAACUGUUCAAUACUACUUGUGCCUUGUAAACAGUGAUUAAGCUCAUGGGUCCAAAAGUGUGAUUUUUUUAUACAAUGCAAUGUUACCUAGACUGGAACCCUCUAUUUACACUAAUGCAAUAAUCAAUAUUCCGGUAAUUGUCUUUAUAAAAUUUACAAGUUUUUAUUAGUCUAUUGUAAAUAAAUAUAAUUAUUCAACUA